Molecule: messenger RNA, 2813 nt
Organism: Jaculus jaculus (lesser Egyptian jerboa)
Lineage: Eukaryota; Metazoa; Chordata; Mammalia; Rodentia; Dipodidae
Gene: Vps4b
Product: vacuolar protein sorting 4 homolog B
Exons: 11
Coding region: 172-1506 (444 amino acids)
Biological process (GO): endosomal transport; vacuole organization
Molecular function (GO): ATP binding; ATP hydrolysis activity
Source: RefSeq, a predicted model, not a curated record
GGCGGAACUGGGAUUGCGGAAGUUUGGCGAAGGAGGGUCGGGCGGCCCGGGGUGUGGGUGUUGACUGGCGGUUCCGGAAGCGGCCGGGACUCCGGGCGCGUCUCGACCACGCCGCUGUGGGCUGGCUUCGCCCCUCGUCCGUCCGUGGGGAGCCCUCCUCGCAUCUCCGCCAUGGCGUCCCCCGGGUCAAACCUCCAGAAAGCAAUUGAGCUGGCGAGCAGAGCGGCGCAGGAAGACAAGGCGGGGAACUACGAGGAAGCCCUUCAGCUCUACCAGCACGCGGUGCAGUACUUCCUGCACGUGGUUAAGUAUGAGGCGCAAGGUGACAAAGCCAAGCAGAGCAUCAGGGCCAAGUGUACAGAGUAUCUCGACAGAGCAGAAAAACUAAAAGAAUACCUGAAGAAAAAAGAGAAAAGACCUCAGAAGCCCGUGAAAGAGGGGCAGCCAAGCCCACCUGAUGAGAAAGGGAAUGACAGUGAUGGGGAAGGAGAAUCUGAUGAUCCUGAAAAAAAGAAACUGCAGAAUCAACUUCAAGGUGCCAUUGUCAUAGAGCGACCGAAUGUGAAGUGGAGCGAUGUCGCCGGUCUGGAAGGAGCCAAGGAAGCCCUGAAGGAGGCAGUGAUUCUGCCCAUCAAGUUUCCUCAUCUUUUUACAGGAAAAAGGACCCCUUGGAGAGGAAUCCUGUUAUUCGGGCCACCUGGGACAGGAAAAUCCUAUUUAGCCAAAGCUGUAGCAACAGAAGCAAACAAUUCAACAUUUUUUUCCAUUUCUUCCUCUGACCUUGUUUCUAAGUGGCUAGGUGAAAGCGAAAAACUAGUUAAGAACUUAUUUCAACUUGCCCGAGAGAAUAAGCCUUCCAUUAUCUUCAUUGAUGAAAUCGACUCUCUCUGUGGAUCACGAAGUGAAAAUGAAAGUGAAGCUGCACGGAGAAUUAAGACAGAGUUCUUAGUCCAAAUGCAAGGAGUUGGUGUCGACAAUGAUGGGAUUUUGGUUCUGGGAGCUACAAACAUCCCCUGGGUUCUGGAUUCUGCCAUCAGGCGAAGAUUUGAAAAACGCAUUUAUAUUCCCUUGCCCGAAGCCCAUGCCCGAGCAGCCAUGUUUAAGCUGCACUUGGGCACCACCCAGAACAGCCUCACAGAUGUAGACUUCCAGGCGCUGGGCAAGAAGACGGACGGCUACUCGGGAGCGGACAUCAGCAUCAUCGUAAGGGAUGCGCUCAUGCAGCCUGUCAGGAAAGUCCAGUCAGCCACGCACUUCAAAAAGGUCCGCGGGCCGUCCCGAGCCGACCCCGGCUGCAUCGUAGAAGACCUGCUGACGCCCUGCUCCCCAGGAGACCCUGGAGCCAUUGAAAUGUCAUGGAUGGAUGUCCCUGGCGAUAAACUUUUGGAGCCAGUUGUUUCCAUGGGGGAUAUGCUACGGUCACUGUCAAGCACAAAGCCGACGGUCAAUGAACAGGACUUGUUGAAAUUGAAGAAGUUUACAGAAGAUUUUGGCCAGGAAGGCUGAACCAAAGACAGCAAGGAAGAUGUUCACUAUGCAUAUUCUUUCUUUCAGAUGUUUUUGCCUUUCCAGGAUCCCGAUUCUUUCCAUAAAAACUCUUACCACAGGGAAACAUGCAUCUCACUUCAGAGUUACUUUAAGUUUUAUAUUAUACUUUUCCUCCAUUACCUGUUAAGUGCGCCAGUUAACAAAACUGUAAAACAGUAGUUAUAAGGAUGUGAGCAAUCUGUGAGUGGCAUAAAAAUAGAAAUUACCCAGUAAAAGAGUAUUAAACAUUGAUUGACAUACACGUAUUUCUGAUUUUUAUGAGUACUGGUCUUUACAUCUUUUUUUUUUUAACUAAAUUGAGAUAGGGCUUUUAUUGUAGAAACAUUAAUGUUCCCUAAACAUUCUUAUCAAUGUAAAGUGUAUUACUUACUAAAAGUUAAAAAUGAUAAAAUCUUUACUCAGGGAUGGGCAGUAAGACAGUGAUGGGUGUGGAAGGAUUGUGAAUUGUGUUCAGCCAGUGCUCUUACUGGGGUUUUGUAUGUGUCUUUAAUAGUAUGUUGUUAUUGUUGUUGUUUUUCCCUUCUGUGUAGAUUUAAGAAAUUCCUUUAAACACAGAAGACUUUCAAUGACGCUUUUCACUGUGCAAUCUCAAGAAAGACUUUCUAAAUUAAUCAUCCCUCUACCUUGGAGAAGAAAAUUACAUACUUCAGUGUCUUUUUGUAGCAAAACAGACCAAAACAGGUGGAAAUAAGUAUAAGUUUUUAAAAUAACUGUCAUAUAUAAUACUGUAGUGAGCACCUUUGCUAAUACAUAAAUGAUCCCCCCUUUGGAUUAUGGGAUGUUUUCUGUGUAUGAUGUGGGUAUAUCUGUGUGUGUGUGUAUAUAUGUGUGUACAUAUAUAUAUAAUGUUUUUUAAUGUAGACUAGUGAGGGUCCUGUCUUACUUUUUAAGUUCAGGGAAGUUUGUCCUGGCCACAUUUACAUUAUGAAACUGUAGAAAUGAACUGAUGUGUCAUUCAAUAGUAAACCAUCGUGACGUCAGCGACCAGGUCAGCGCUGGGGAACGUGUUGCUCUCUUCAGCUUCGACACUUAGGUUGUGCCUCCUGCAUCCUCCAUGUGCAGAACAUUGUGUUGGCCAGAACUGUGCCGACCUGGCUUGCAGAUGCCAUCUGGUGACUCGCAGUUUGAAGUAUAUUUGCACAUUUUGCAUAUUACGCUAUAUGGUUGCCUUUGGGUUUUCUGUACAAAUUAUUUUUGUUGAUAUUCAGUGGAAAUCAUAAGCCUGAGAUACACUGUUCUUAUGUGAAAUAAAUUGCUGUAACCUA